This is a messenger RNA of Podarcis lilfordi (Lilford's wall lizard), 3543 nucleotides long. The record is from the annotation of a GenBank genome assembly. NCBI's taxonomy places the organism in Eukaryota, Metazoa, Chordata, Lepidosauria, Squamata, Lacertidae.
GCUUAAGCCAUUUAAUUUAAUUAAUUUUUACUAUAAAGAAAAAAUUAGGACACCCCUUGUCCAGGGGAUUCCAGUGCAGUGCCCAAUCAAACUUUAAAAUACAAUAUAACAAAGCAACAUGAUAUUUUUCAAGCAAGAAUAAGAUUGAGAGGCAACAAAAACACAAAACUAUUGAAGUAGAACAGAGGUCAUACACUCUCUGGGCCAGUAACAAUUUUAUAACCUGAUGCCAGAAAGACUGUAGUGUAGUUGUUAUGUAUUUUAUAUGUGCUUUACUGAAGAAGAAGAAGAAGAAGAAGAAGAAGAAGAAGAAGAAGAGUUUGGAUUUGAUAUCCCGCCUUUCACUCCCCUUUAAGGAGUCUCAAAGCGGCUAACAUUCUCCUUUCCCUUCCUUCCCCACAACAAACACUCUGUGAGGUGAGUGGGGCUGAGAGACUUCAAAGAAGUGUGACUGGCCCAAGGUCACCCAGCAGCUGCAUGUGGAGGAGCGGAGACGCGAACCCGGUUCCCCAGGUUACGAGACUACCGCUCUUAACCACUACACCACACUGAAGUUCCUGAAACGUGGAAACCAGGAUUAAAAACCUCCCCCACCCAUCUCUUACUAGGAAAAUUAACAAAUUUACAGAGCUAUGUUAGUUCAUAAAAGAAAGGAGGAUACUGUAUUUUGCUCUCUUUUUGGAAAUGUACAGUAUGAAAUGUGAAACAGGAAUCAAUAUAGGAUAAUAAGAAAAUGUCCUCAUUUUUUGUCAUGCUUGCUCAUGGAAAGAGGAAGUGAGCAAGAUUUUAUCCCCGGUUUCUGCACCUUGCUGCAGCUGAUCCCUUACCUGCAUGUAAGGUAAGGUUACCAGAUUUUUUCCCCAAAGAAUCCGGGGACACUUUUUUUUUUUGAAAAGAGAAAAAAAAGUAAUUUUUUAAAAGUUAUGUUUUUAUUUAAAAAAUAAGUAAUAUCUUCUCUUCUGUGAUUCCUCUGUUGCGCGGCCUUCCUCUGGGCCCUGGUCUGCUCUCUUGGAGUGCUAGCCACCAUGGAGGAAGCUUGCGUAGGUCCUGGACUUGACCACGUAUCCUUGCCCUCACAGUGCUCUUGUACCUUGUACCUCUCCUGCUCAGUGGCGGCGGUGGUGGCGGUAAGGUCGGGGCUCCCCUCUUUUUUCUCCUUCCUCUUUCUCUCUCCUCCUUCUCCUUCUCCUCUCCUCCUUCUCCCUACGUUGGCUCCGGGGUUUUCCCGGCCCCGGAGCACCACCGGGCAGUCAGCCAGGUGGCUGAAUGUUCUCACUCCUGGCUCAAUUUGGGUCACAGGGGGAGGGGGGGUCAGCGGUUCCCCCAGUUGACGCGCCGGGCGUCCCCAGUUCCCCGUUGGCAGUGGCAGUGGUGCGGCAGUCUCAGCAGCCCGGAGCCAGCUUGGUAGCACAGUUGGCUCUGGCUGGCUUCAGGAGCUGCUCGCUGCUGUGGAGCCCACCAUUUUGCCUUGCCGGAAGUCUCGAUAUAAUGUGUCUUGUGCCGGUGAACCAAUCAUGCAACAUUCAUUCCCUACUAAUAAAUCUACAACACUUAAAAUAUAAAUCCGGGGAGAUUAAAUGAAAUCCAGGGACAUUCCGGGGACGGAUUUUGUCUGGGGGCAGGUUUGUAAAUCCAGGGACUGUCCCCGGGGACAUCUGGUAACCAUAGAAAAUGUUGUGGGUUGGUUUGUUUUUGCACUUUAGUACACUGCAGGUAUUUUCAGGGCCACAGAGAUGCCUUACAUUCCCUUCUGACAUAAUAAACCCAAUGUUAUCGGGCCACCCUACUCAGUAGCGUGAGUUUUCAUACAAGAGUAGGUAGAGAAUUUCCAAAAUGAAGGUUCUGCGUUAUAAUUUUUUAAAAAUAACAUUAAUUUUACUUUACAGGAAAUCAGAAUUCAUGUGUCGUUUAAAUAAAAGAGGAAGAAAAUACCUCUAAAACAGGCAAAAGGACCUUGAAAGUAGAAACACACCAGUCUCUGUAGGCAAAUGCUUUUGUGUGCUGGCUGGCAAAAAUGGAAUUCUGGGUCAGAGACAACUUUAUUUCAAGUCAUUGUAAAAGGUUUCAAAAUGGAGUCAGCCACCGCUUACAUGGGCCUGGCAACUCAAGGCAAACAUGCAUCCCACUGCGGUAGGUAUCAGGUAGAGAGACUUGGCUUUGUCUCCUGUGGUUUAAAUUAGGAUAAAGUGUUGUCGCUGUUGCUGUUUUUAUCACACUACAUGUGUUAAUUGGUGUGCUAUUGCUGGAAUGUCUGUGUUAUCCACCAACAACUUUUUUUGUGAACAGCCACUGUUCUUAAUUAUCAUUUUCUGUACUUUCUGCAUUUAAUUACCCUCUGACAUCCCACCCUCUGCUUACAUAUGCAUACAACAGCUGGAAUUCAGGAUAACACAUGGUGCAUCUGUUGAAAAGGACUGUAGCCCCUGAAAGCUUUUGCUGUAAUUUCUUAGUCUUUCAGAUGCCACAAGACCCAUUGCAUUUGCUGCAACUGGCUAACACAUUACCCUCUGAAAAAUAUCAUUAUAUGUAAAUGGAGAGAAAGUGGAACUAGCUGACAGAUUUGAGAACUGCCUUUUCUUUCUUUUUUUAACAAAGAACAAUCAGCGAAAGCCACAACCACUUCCCUGGUGAGAAGGGCCAAAGAACUGCUGACAUGCCUUGAAAGAAGCAGUAAAAGAACAGGUUUGUUAAAAGCCAACAGCAAAGGAAAGAGGGGGGAAAGCAGUCUACAGUAAAGGAACACCUCUGCCCAUCAACAGGAGUAGUAUUUGCAAUGGUGGGGCAAAGUAGAUUCCAAGACGCAGACAGAAUUCACCACACCUCAGGGCAAGGCCAGAUCAAGGGAGAAGGUACAGGUAACUCACAACUUAUGCACAUUUAAGUUGUGUGAUUCUUAACUUUACUUGAUGGACGGCUCACCAGUUGAAAUUGCACAAAUUAAACACACGCAAAAUCCUGCGCAAAAAGAGUUUUUAAGCUCUCUCCCUUGCUUACUGGGUUCUCACAAGAUCUUAUUCCCUGCCAGUAUUAUUUUGCUACAUGAAGAAUGUCUGAGUCUAAUAAAAUUAUUGUUCUCCUGGCUUUGAUGCCAGCCGCCCGUCUUCUACUGAAGGCCAGAGAGCUCUUGUCACACUUUACUAACCUAAUAAGGUGAAGCUAGAGGCCCAUGAUGGGUGUAAAAAGACAGAAAUGUGUCUUCUUUUCACUAAUUGGGGGUGCAGGAAUAAUUAGCAAACUGUCAGGGCUUCAGACUAGUUGGUCUUCUUGCUCUUUUGAUGCCUGGCAAUAUUAGAAUCGUUUUGCAAAGAAUGAAAGCUUCUUAUAUGAGGAAAGAAACAAAUGUCUUAUAUUUUCAAUAAAAAGCAUAAAAUAAAGUAAGAAGCAGGAAGAAACAGGGAGACAUUGGGGCUACAAUCUCACAGGAGGGUAAGCAAGGCAGAGAGCUGGGUGAUGCUUAAAAUCUCUCUGCCAUGCUCCAGAAGGUAAGGACGGUCACGUAGGGAUGUUCCAAUCGCUUAUUCUGACUACACAGUGGUACCUCGG